AUGGUCAAUGAACCGGUUAUCUCCUCCAAAAAAUGGAUCCAAUGCACGUUAUUGAUUAGGUGUUCGAUUAAAAAACUUAGUGAAAGCAUAGACUAUUAUCAAGAAAUUGAAAAUGCAACCUGGAUGUUAACCGUGUUCAGCUGUUUCGGGCAGUAUUUAUGUCUCCACUUUGAGUCCAGAGUCAAGUUUUCAAGCCCAAAGAUCAAAGGUCAACUGCAAUUUUGGAUGUGUUUAGGAAAUUGA
Molecule: messenger RNA, 243 nt
Organism: Lactuca virosa
Lineage: Eukaryota; Viridiplantae; Streptophyta; Magnoliopsida; Asterales; Asteraceae
Source: the annotation of a GenBank genome assembly